Molecule: messenger RNA, 897 nt
Organism: Lactuca saligna
Lineage: Eukaryota; Viridiplantae; Streptophyta; Magnoliopsida; Asterales; Asteraceae
Source: the annotation of a GenBank genome assembly
AUGCUCAAGAGAAUUGAUCCUUCAAAUCCUGUCUUGGUUUCGUAUUUAGCAACCAUUGAUUCUUCUGUGGAAACAGGGAUUCUUCUACCACCGACAUCCGCGAAGAAGUCCAAGAAGACGAAGAAAACUGAUGUUGGGUCUUCGGAUGCCAAAGUCACAUCUGCGAAGAAAACAAAGCAAGUUCCAGUGAUUGAACCUGAGCCAAUUCAACCAGAGCUUGUUGUUCCUGAUACCCAAGUUAUUGAAACCGAAGUAAUUCCUUCGAAGACUGGGGUAUUCAGAUGUAUUAAAAUGAAAUCGAAGACCAAGAAAAGAUCAUCAGGUACGAAGGUGGUUCGUAAACCACACGUUUCUCACCAAGGAGUAAUUUUUAGGGAAGUUACUGCUCCUGUUCCUCCUUCAACCAAGAAGAGGAUGGCUGCAGAUAUGGCUAGACGUCUUUCUCAGAAGAAGAGGCGGAAGUUGAUCAUUUCUUCUGAUUCCACAGCCGAUGAUACCGAAGUUAUUCCUGAGACUCCUGAAGCCACUCUCAUUAUUGAUUCUUCUAAAGCUGAUGCUUCAGUAACACAACCAUCCGAAGUUUUGAUAGCCAAGACAAUUCCUGUGGAGGAUCGAACUUCAAACAUCACUGUAAAUAUAUCUGAUAUGGGUAAAAAUUUCAUCAUCGGUGUGGAUAUUGUGAAGACUGAAGCUCAAGGUAUCACUUCGACCAUUGUUUCGGAUUAUUUCAUUUCACUACCUUCACAGAUCACUCCUAUUAUUCCAACCACAUCUACCACAGAUUCUCCAACCUUUACUCAUAUUAUUUCACAUCCAUUCACCACUCUCUUUUCUUCACAAUCUACUGAUCCACCAACCACCACAUCCCCAUUGAAAGAUUCCUUCGAACACACUUAA